This is a messenger RNA of Capronia coronata CBS 617.96, 1407 nucleotides long. RefSeq names its product GTP cyclohydrolase II. The transcript is spliced from 4 exons. Gene Ontology annotation, molecular function: GTP cyclohydrolase II activity. Gene Ontology annotation, biological process: riboflavin biosynthetic process. Bases 1 to 1407 code for a protein of 468 amino acids. Lineage: Eukaryota; Fungi; Ascomycota; Eurotiomycetes; Chaetothyriales; Herpotrichiellaceae. The record is from RefSeq and is a predicted model, not a curated record.
AUGAACACCACAUACUCUCUGGAUUUAGUCGAGCCCGAAGCGCCCUUGCCCAAACGCCGCAAAACCAACGACAUGGCCAAAACCAUGGUGCAGGGAAACGCCGAACAACAGCAGCAGCCUUGGUCCAAUUCGAUCAACAAUCGCUACAAGGGCCGCAUUAUUUUAACAACAUACCCCGGACAAAGUGUGGUUGACCCAGUCAGCCUGAACUGGGGAGCAGCCGAUCCACAGGAAAGAGGACCCGUCCUGGUAUCGCGACAUGGCGAGACGCUGAAGAAGCGCAACGCCAUCGGCGCCCAUGGAGGCAGCUACGGGAUCUACGCGGCGCUGGCCAUAGCGAUCGGGGACCUGCCGACGGACUUCCGGCCCAACUUCCAGAAUACGCAGCCGACGUUCAGCCCGCCGCAACAACCGGCGUGGGGGGACGCGAACAAGAUCGUGUCCAUGGACCCGUUCGGCCACGAGGUGGUCAAGAACUACCAGAGCUACCUAGACGCGGGGCUGGACGUGCGGCCGACCAUCGCCAUCACGCGCGCCAAUAUGCGGCUGUCCGAGGUCACGGAGGCCGUGCGCGAGAACCGGCUGCAAGUGGACGGCAGCGUAGUGGUGAACGCGUCCGGCGAUGUACGCGUGACCAAAGUCGCCGUCGAGCCCGUCUGGUACCUGCCGGGCGUGUCUAAGCGGUUUGGCGUCGACGAAGGCGUACUCCGCCGCGCCCUAUUCGAGCACACCGGCGGCAGCUACCCGGAACUUAUCACGCGGCCGGACAUUAAGGUGUUCUUGCCCCCGAUCGGCGGCCUGACCGUCUAUAUCUUCGGCCCGCCGGAGCGCGUAUCCGACCCGAACGUCAAACUAGCCCUGCGCAUCCACGACGAGUGUAACGGCUCCGACGUCUUCCAGUCCGAUAUCUGCACCUGUCGCCCGUACCUAGCCUUCGGUAUAGAGGAGGCUAUUAAGGAGGCCCAGAACGGCGGGUCCGGCGUCGUCAUCUACUUCCGUAAGGAAGGUCGCGCGUUAGGCGAGGUCGUCAAGUACUUGGUCUACAACUCGCGCAAGCGAGGGGGGGACACUGCGGACAAGUACUUUACCAGAACUGAGAACAUUGCCGGCGUCAGAGAUAUGCGUUUCCAGGCUCUGAUGCCAGACAUCCUUCACUGGCUCGGCAUCACCAAGAUCGACCGGAUGUUGUCAAUGUCCAACAUGAAACACGACGCUAUUGUGGAACAGGGCAUUCCUAUCUACGAGCGCGUUCCUAUACCUGAUCACAUGAUCCCAGAAGAUUCGCGGGUCGAAAUCGACGCAAAGAUCAACGCCGGCUACUUCACCACCGGCAAGCAAUAUACCGAGGAAGAGCUCAAACACGUCAAAGGCCGAGGAUGGCAAGGCUGGGAGGAUGUGACGCAUUAG